Messenger RNA from Meloidogyne enterolobii, 1941 nucleotides. The record is from the annotation of a GenBank genome assembly. Lineage: Eukaryota; Metazoa; Nematoda; Chromadorea; Rhabditida; Meloidogynidae.
AUGACAGCAAAACAAUUUCUCGAAACUCGCGCCUUACAAAUUUGGCAAACUUGGGCUAGAAAUAUUCCUGGUGAAGUUAUUUUCUUUGUUUCUGAAGGAACAGAACUGAGCUCUAAAAUUAAAAAUUCUGGAAUGAAAAUUAUUUCUUUGCGUGGUGUUGAUGAUUCUUAUCCACCUCAAAAGAAGUCAUUUGCGAUGUUAAGGUGGAUGUAUGAUAAUCGCUACUCAGAUUUUAAUUGGUUUUUAAGAGCUGAUGAUGAUCUCUAUAUUAAAAGCGAAAAAUUAGCAAAUUUUCUUCAUUUAUUAGACCCUUCUAAAGUUCUUUUACUUGGCCAGGCAGGUCUGGGCAAUGUUGAAGAGUAUGGGCAACUUUCACUUGGCACAAAUGAUAAUUAUUGUAUGGGAGGGCCGGGGGUUAUAUUAUCGAAGGAAACACUCAGGCAAUUAGCCCCUUAUUUGGAGCAAUGUUUAAAUUCUUUGUUAACAACACAUGAGGAUGUUGAAUUGGGAAGGUGUAUUAGGCAUGUUGGCCUAGCAUGUCCAUGGAAUUACGAAAUGCAAACUUUAUUUCACAACAAUGCAUCAAUUGCCAAUUUAUUUACUAAUUAUUUAUCAGCUUCCAUUAAUUCACAUACUUUACGUCAUUUAUUUACUCUACAUCCCGUCAAAAAUCCAAUAGCAAUGAGAUAUAUUCAUUUGAGGGUAGAAAUGAUUAAACUUUCAGAAUUACGUCAAAAAAGGAUGGAAUUAAUGGAACAAAUAGAGGAAAUUAAUGGGAAAAAUAAAAAGAUUGCAGAUCAACAACCACAAAUUAUAAAUUCUGAAUAUUCAGCUUCUUCAAAUCACAACGCUCUUUUCUCUGGAUUAAUUCCAAAAGUGCCAAAUUCCCCAGAGAAUGUUCCUAUUUGGGAAUUUAUCUCUUCAGACACAAAACUUUUAUUUUGUAUUAACAAACCAAAUUGCCCCAAACACACAAUAGAAGCUGAAUUGAGAAGACAAAUUUCUGAUAUAUUAAUUAAAAUUUUUGAUGAAUUUAAUUUAAAUGCACUCCAAAAAGGAAGAACUUUGCAUUUUCAACGAGUUCAGUAUGGCUAUAUGAGAAUACAGCCGACAUUUGGUGUUGAUUUUGUUCUCGAUAUUGCUUUACGUUAUCACCGAUUACGAGGUCCUUUACACUCUCGUGCUCCUUUAACAGUUCGCCGACAUGCUUAUGUUCAACAACGUUUUGGCCAACUUCAAUCUCGCUCACUAAUAAUUAAAAGAAAAGGGAAAAUUGAAGAAAACCAUAUAAUUAAUAUUUUAAUUGCUUUAAAAGGAAGGGCUGAAGUGUUUGAUAGAUUUGCAAAUAAUUUGAUAAAAAUAGCAAAUGGAAGAGGGGAAAAUAGUGAUAUUAGACUUGUUUUAAUCCUUUAUAGAGGUGCUGCCCUUUCUGCUGGAAUUGCUCUUUUACCUCCAAAUGCUUUGUUAUUACUUGCAGAUGUUGAUAUUUUAAUUGGGGAAGGGGCAUUAGAACGUAUUCGAUUGAAUACUAUUUUGGGUAAACAGGUCUAUUUCCCAAUAGUCUUCAGCGAAUAUUCUCCAACUACUUGGAAAUUAAAUAACGAGGAUUUUUAUUCCCAACAACGUGGUUAUUUUCGUCAUUUUGGUUAUGGAAUUGUUUCUUUAUAUAAAAAAGAUUUUGAUUUAAUUGGGGGAUUUAAUCAAACAAUUAAAGGAUGGGGACUUGAAGAUGUUGACUUUUUUGAGAAAGUAAUUAAAAGUGGAAAUAUAAUCCCUUUUAGAUCUAUAGAUAAUGAUUUAAUUCAUAUUUUCCAUUCAAUUGAUUGUAAUAAAAAUAACAAAUAUCAAAAUAAAGCACAAAAGGAAGCUUGUGAAGGAACAAGAGCACAAGGAAUUGCUUCUUUGGAUUUUUUGGCUGAGCAAUUUGGUCCGAAUUUAUGA